Oenanthe melanoleuca is the source of this 1007-nucleotide messenger RNA. RefSeq names its product FGGY carbohydrate kinase domain-containing protein-like. The coding region runs from base 492 to 992 and encodes 166 amino acids. Gene Ontology annotation, biological process: carbohydrate metabolic process. Gene Ontology annotation, molecular function: kinase activity. The record is from RefSeq and is a predicted model, not a curated record. The transcript has 4 exons. Lineage: Eukaryota; Metazoa; Chordata; Aves; Passeriformes; Muscicapidae.
GCAACCCUGUUUUAUUCAUUACAUUUAAGGAAACUCAGGGUGAGAGAUAUCCUGAGCCGUGACAUUCCCUCGUGUUUAUUUAUUCUUCUAUAUGUUUCUACAUAUUUAUUUGCCUGCAUGUUUUUAUUUAUUUAUUCUUCCAUACUGUAUACGUUCUUCUCAGCGGUCUCCACGUGGCUUCUCGCACCGCUCCAAUGCUUUUGCGACCGCCGAUAUUUCGCAGCGGGGCUGGCAAACAGGAUUUAUCACCUUUUACCAAACCCGCCCUGUUGCUGGCUCGGGCCCGGGCAAAGGCGAUUCCGUCCCCGGGCCGCCGCUGCCCUCAGUCCCGGCGGGGCCGCCGCUGCCCCCGCCCGCCCCUUCCCGGCGCAGGCGCGGCCAGCCCGCCAAGGGGAACCGGGCGGCUUUCCCGGCAGCGGCGGGCUCAGGGGACGUCCCCGCCGGAGUGUGCUCGGCCCGGGCAGUGCCAGGGGGCACAAGUUUUAUGAAAGAUGCCUGGUGAGAAGCAGACUGCAGUGAAAUACUACGUUGGAGUUGACGUGGGCUCAGCCAGCGUUCGCGCAGCUCUGGUGGACGGGUUUGGGACGGUGGUGGCACAUGCAGAACAGCCCAUCCAGGUCUGGGAGCCCCGGCCUGACCACUAUGAGCAAUCCUCUGCAGACAUCUGGGCUGCCUGCUGCUCUGUCACAAAGGAAGUUGUCCGUGGAGUGGAUGCCAGCCAGAUCCGAGGGAUUGGGUUUGAUGCUACCUGUUCUCUUGUUGUGGUGGAUAAGCAGUUCCAGCCUUUGGCUGUCAACUCUGAGGGACAGAACCACAGGAAUGUGAUCAUGUGGAUGGACCAUCGUGCAGCGAGCCAAGUCGAGCGCAUCAAUGCAACCCAGCACAGGGUUCUGAACUAUGUAGGGGGAGCCAUGUCUGUGGAAAUGCAGCCACCUAAAUUGCUCUGGAUAAAGGAAGUGAGUGCAUUUAACUCUCUGGUGCAUUUUUACUAGUGAUUAGUGCCCGUG